Molecule: messenger RNA, 768 nt
Organism: Schistosoma turkestanicum
Lineage: Eukaryota; Metazoa; Platyhelminthes; Trematoda; Strigeidida; Schistosomatidae
Source: the annotation of a GenBank genome assembly
AUGUCAAUGGGAGCGUUUGUUGUAACAGAUGAGGAAAGACUCGGUCGGCUGAAUGAUGAAGCCAGAGCAAAGCAAAACAGAGAACUGCCCUUCUCACCAACAGGCAGCCAUACAUUUGAAAGAUUUGCAAGAAAAGUAUUCGCGACCGAGAAACCUUUUCAGCCUGGACCGGGACACCCCAUGACCUACACUUCUGGUGGGAACUUUCUCCAUCGCCCAGUCCUAGAUGUCCCUGCUCUUCAGAUGGGUGCAUCGUGGUUUACAUAUCAGAAUGUUUUUGUACCAAGAUUUUGUCAAAUCAUGGAGCGUGACUUCUUCCGGGUUGGCCUUCAAAAUACAGACAAACAUUGUAAAAUAUACUGGGAAGACUUGCUCGAAUGUCGAGACCAUGAUAAAGCUGUAAAAAAAGAGAGCUUAUAUGAUGGAAAAGGUCAGAAAGAUAAAGAAGAUGGAGCCAAUGUCCGCUUUGCCGUACAGCGCAUAUCACGAUGCCAAUUUCAGAUGACUCUUUACUUUCCACGUGUAUUUCCAGUGACACUUAGUUUUAUCAAUGUAGAUCAUCGUUUUCAAUCUGUGACUAGUAAGAUCGCUUUCUUUUCUGUUUGUUCAACAAUAUAUUACUCAGCUCUCAAAGUAGUCUGUUUUCAAGUUCUUGUCAUCCAGCUAAUAAAAAAACACUCAGUUUCAAAGCUGUUGGAUCAACUAAUAAGCAGUGAUGAUAUGCUUUCAAACGACAUGAAAUAUAUAAGUAAUCGGAGAUUAAAUUAG